UGUACUCGACCAGAGGAGGGCGCUGAUCAACUGAAAGCUAGGCGUUUCAUCUCACCGAAGAAGUAAUCUUUCCCAAUGCAACUUGUGUCAUGCAAUCCUAACAUGCCGAAGGUUAUCACUGUUGAGGUGGAGAAAUAUCUGACCGGGGUUUGAGUGGAAAACGGUCUGGCGUUGUUUAGAUGUUGUCUGUUCUGACAGGAAGCCGGGUAGCGAUGAGCGCCCUCUGCUGGUUCAUCUGGUCCGCUGCUCGAAGCUUCGGUCCCCGGCAGAGUCCAGCUACUGCUCCGCUGUGUAGGCGCCUGCUGGGCCCCGGAUCUGCAGACAGGAGAAACAUGUCGUCCAAAAGACAAAUGGACCACCUGGAGAGAACAGCGAGCAACUACAGACAAAAUGCGCUGUAUCCAGCUCAAGUCUGUGGAAUCAUGACCGAGUCAGAAACGGUGAAAAGACUGAGGAUAGCCGUCCAUCCAGACUUUAGCUUCAAAGCAGGACAGUGGGUAGAUUUCUUCAUCCCUGGUGUGGAGAAGGUGGGAGGUUUCUCCAUGUGCUCCAGCCCGGGUUUGUUGCAGAGGGAGGGUAUCAUCGAGCUGGCGGUCAAGUAUACAAAACAUCCCCCAGCACACUGGGUCCACACUGUGUGUACAGUAGGCUCUCGUGUGGCCAUGCGCGUCGGCGGGGACUUCUACUUUGACCCGAUGCCCUCAGAUCCAUCUGUGGAUCUGCUGUUGGUUUCCGGGGGUGUUGGGAUCAAUCCCCUGUACUCUGUUUUAUUGCACACUUCGGAUCUGCUACAUCUCAACCAGUCCUCUGGGGGUCGGGACUACAACAUAGGUUCUGCUCACCUCUGCUACAGUGCCAAGAACACUCAGGAACUGCUCUUCAAGAGCUCCAUCAUUGAGAAAUGUGGAGAGUUUCCUAACAAGUUGUCCUGCAACUUUCACGUCACGCAACAGAGGGCAGAAGUCGAGCCGCAUCUUCAGCCAUUCGUCAGAGGAGGGAGAAUCUCAGAGGAGGAGUUGCAGGCAAAUGUGGACCCACAAAGGACUUUGUGUUACUUAUGUGGACCCCCACCAAUGAUAGAGGCAAUUUCCAAAACCCUCUUGGACCUCGGCCUUCCAAAGGACAGGAUUCUGUUUGAGAAGUGGUGGUAGAACUCCUCAGGUCAUUUCCAAAGGUUGUCCUCCUGGGUUCUAGUGGUCUUCAGAGGGAGGAUGUUUGGGGACGUGGAGGAAACCAAAAGCGACAAAAAAUGUCUGUGUGAUCAGCCUUUCAUGUGAACGAAAAUCCAUCCUCUCCACCCUGCUGUGGCGAUCCAUUUACUGUCUAUGAUACCACUCCUGAACUACGGACUGAAUCAAAGACUGGAGAUGGAUUUUAUUUCCUGACGUCUAGCCAGGAAAACAUCUGCAACUUGCUAGAUUUCUUGCAAAUACAAAUUUAUAUUGAGAGAAAAAAAGUACUGCAAGAUUUGCAACCCAAUAUUUGCACACCGCCGCUAAGAUUAUCCAGUUUGGGAAUAUGUUUUAUUCUGAAAUAUAUUUUAAAGAUGCACCGAUCACAGAUUUGUGACCAAUUUCCUAGCUUUGAUGAGCUGAUACUCCUUUCAGCCAAAUCCCAGCCUUACAGCUGUAAGCAGUUAUCAGUAUUAUAAUGCACAUACCAGGAUUUGACAUUUUAAGCUGUCUUUACCAUCUCAUAUUAGCUGCCAAAUUUAGCAUAUUCCAAGCAGCUUAAAAAAAUACAACAGCAGCCUUCGUGUUAUCUGUUGAAAUCAGCGCCAGGUCGGUUCUCUCCAGCCUGAAUGAACAGCCAAUCUGUCUCCAUAGAAAACAGUUUUCUCCCAGAUUGCUUUUUAUAUCUUUUUCCUCUGACACUGGAUGGGACGUUUCACCUUUCAGGGCCAGUCGAGCUAAAAAUCAUCCAACUCAUGUGAUGACUUGAUUUCUCUGGGCAUCUCUGACUUAUUUAUUUCACACUUUGAAGGGUUGAAAACUACGUUGUAGUGCGAGUUUGAGGAUGGGCUAGUUCCCACACUGUUUCCAUAAAAUAGUUGAGCUGGACUCAAAGUCCUGACAAUAAUACUCACACCUUCAUGUGACAGAGGAGCAGGUGAAGUGCUCUCUCACUGAAGCUUCACAUUUAUUUUAAAUAUGAGAGUUCUGUAUUAAUCUGAUUAUCUAGACCGUGAAAACGAAGGAGUUUUGUAGAUCCUUAGAAGUGUUAAACUUAGUGUGUUUAUAUGAAAGAAAAAAAAGAAUAACUUGUGCAAAAGUAAAAUUUUAAAACCA
Messenger RNA from Girardinichthys multiradiatus, 2288 nucleotides. RefSeq names its product oxidoreductase NAD-binding domain containing 1 (gene oxnad1). The transcript has 8 exons. The coding region runs from base 180 to 1151 and encodes 323 amino acids. The record is from RefSeq and is a predicted model, not a curated record. Lineage: Eukaryota; Metazoa; Chordata; Actinopteri; Cyprinodontiformes; Goodeidae. Gene Ontology annotation, cellular component: mitochondrion. Gene Ontology annotation, molecular function: oxidoreductase activity.